Molecule: messenger RNA, 1055 nt
Organism: Phialemonium atrogriseum
Lineage: Eukaryota; Fungi; Ascomycota; Sordariomycetes; Cephalothecales; Cephalothecaceae
Exons: 5
Coding region: 139-1017 (292 amino acids)
Molecular function (GO): oxidoreductase activity
Source: RefSeq, a predicted model, not a curated record
UUUUCGUAGUUGCGCUCCACGCUGGACUCUGAUUCUUUUCUUGCGCGAAUUAAUAAAUGCAUCCUCGCUUCUAAAGAGGUUACACUGCUUAAGCUUUUCAGAAUUGUUCGAGAUUAGUCCACCCACUAUACUGACAAGAUGUCUACUUUGGACAGCAUUACCAAGCAAGAGCUUGCGACGCUUAAAGGACGCACGAUUAUUGUGACCGGAGGUGCAAGUGGAAUCGGACGGGCAACAGUUCUCAUAGCACAUGCUGCCGGAGCAAACGUCGCUAUCGCCGACGUCAACAAGGCAGCGGGGGAAGCCCUCGCAGCUGAGCUGCAAGACCGCGCCAUUUUCGUCGAGACUGACGUAUCGAACUGGGAUUCUGUAUUGUCGCUAUUCCAGACAACCUACGAUACGUUCAAGAGCGUCGACGUCGUAUACGGAAAUGCGGGUACAAGCGUCGGGGACAAUCUGCUUGAAGAUGAGAUAGACAAGGAGACGGGGAAGCUUCGGGCGCCGAAGUUGAACAACGUGCAGGUCAACCUUUUCGGAGCCAUCUAUACGACCAAGGCCGCUAUCCACUUCUUCGCGAAACAUCCCGAGAAGAAGUGCCAGCUGGUAUUGACAGGAUCAGCGGCAAGCAUUAUCGAUAAUCCCCCAUUGUUCCUCUACUGCGCCGGUAAGGCCGGAGUUCUCGGGCUGAUGAGGGGAAUGAGAACCAAGAUGCCGGAGAGGAAUGUCACCAUAAACAUGAUCGCACCUUGGAUGACAGUGACGGCCAUGUUACCUCAAUGGAUCCAGGACCUGUGGGGAGAUCUCCCUGCAAACAACCCCGACGGCGUCGCAAGGGCGCUGCUGAUACCUGCCGUAAGACCGGAAGUGAAUGGGCGGACGCUUUGGGUAGCGGGAAAUAACGCCAUAGAGAUAGAACAAGCGAUCCACCGAGUACAGCCACAGUGGAUGGGAAGCGACCUAUCCACCGCCGUGGAUGAAGGGCAGAGGCGGAUGGGCAUCAUUGGCUCAUAUGAUUAAGGUCGUAUUUAGAUCAAAACUUCUAGAUAUGGUCAUAG